This is a messenger RNA of Aspergillus aculeatus ATCC 16872, 1326 nucleotides long. RefSeq lists its product as uncharacterized. NCBI's taxonomy places the organism in Eukaryota, Fungi, Ascomycota, Eurotiomycetes, Eurotiales, Aspergillaceae. Gene Ontology annotation, cellular component: synaptonemal complex. Gene Ontology annotation, molecular function: ubiquitin protein ligase activity. Gene Ontology annotation, biological process: reciprocal meiotic recombination. Bases 1 to 1326 code for a protein of 441 amino acids. The transcript has 4 exons. The record is from RefSeq and is a predicted model, not a curated record.
AUGGAUUUCUACCUUCGAUGCAAUUCCCUCAAAUGUCGAGCUCAGCUGAAAGAGAGAGCAGUCGUCACGACCUGCUCCAAUCUAGGUCUUUCACAUCCAACGUCAGUCGACCGUCGUUGCCCAGCCUGCCAAACCAUCCUCGUCAAUCCAGACGAUGCGGUAGCCACCAUCCUCAACCCGUCCGAAGACUACAAGACGAGCGUGCUCAGCGGACUGGACCCGAACACGAUCAUGGAAUGCGCCGGCCGGGCCCUGCUGUUCUGGACGUACCAGACCACCCAGGAAGUGUGCGCGUUGUUCCUCGCCCCAGCACGUAAGAACCUCCUCGAGACCCCAUCGCUAACAGACCACUCUUCCAGCUUCUACCAAGAGUUCCUCGGAAAGACCCUCACCGAGAAAUACACCAACCUCAACACCCAGAUGGACAAGGUCAUCCACAACGCCAACUCGGAGAUCUCCGCCCUACAAGCACGAAUAUCCGACAUGCAAACGACGCAAGACCAACUCCGCAAAAAGAACCAAGAACUCGUCGACAUGUAUCGCGAGAAAUGCACCCGCUUCACGCAGAUCACCAACCUGUACAACUUGUUGAAAUCGCGCGCCAUGAAGUCGCAGAUGCAGACCGCGGCGACGGAUUCGGUCCAUCAGACCUUGAACUCGCUGCCUCUUCCUCCUCUGGCGCAGUCACAGUCACACCAGAGUAACGUACUGCCACCGUCGCCGUUUACCGCUAUCGCUACCGCUACAGCUUCUGGUGCUGGUGUUGGUGCAGGUGCAGGUGCAGCUCCCCCAAUGCACAUGCUCACGCACACGCACACGACACUGGGAUCCUCGAUGCCCCCGCAGACGCCAUUGCACCGGUACCCGGUCGACCGCGAGGGCGUGGAACAGCUGCAUCGCCACCAACGCAGUGGAACGGGAAGCUCGAAGGGGGCGGCGACGCAGAACCAGAAGCAGAAACAGAAAGCGGAUGCGGUGGCUAUGCCUCCGCCGCUGCCGCCGGGGCGGUUACUGGGGGACCCGCGACAUCGCGAGACGACGAGUACACAGCACCGCACCCGGCUAGGUGGCGGAAGUGGAGGCGGCGGCUCCAGCACGCGCCCAACGACCGGGUCCUCGACACUCCCGCACGACCGCGUGCUGCUCGCUCGGUUCGGAGCCGACGACGGACCGAAUAAUCCUUUUCUUGUCGGUGCCCCUACAGCCAGAGACAGAGACAGGGACGGGGACUUACUGUCCAGAGGCGACGGAGGACAUCUGCGCCAUGCCGGCUAUCCCGGGGAGCCUCCGGGCGUGAGGCCAUACUUCGACAGUACGGGGCUGUAG